Lolium rigidum is the source of this 1659-nucleotide messenger RNA. Its product is annotated as tubulin beta-8 chain. The transcript has 3 exons. Gene Ontology annotation, molecular function: structural constituent of cytoskeleton; GTPase activity; GTP binding. Gene Ontology annotation, biological process: mitotic cell cycle; microtubule cytoskeleton organization. The coding region runs from base 107 to 1450 and encodes 447 amino acids. Lineage: Eukaryota; Viridiplantae; Streptophyta; Magnoliopsida; Poales; Poaceae. Gene Ontology annotation, cellular component: cytoplasm; microtubule. The record is from RefSeq and is a predicted model, not a curated record.
ACGUCCCCUCCUUCCACAAACCAACCCCGCCCCGCCCAAGAACAGCGAUCGAGAUCGUCGUCGCCCCGCACGCCAGGCCAUCCCAGGACCAACCCAGCCCGCCAAGAUGAGGGAGAUCCUGCACAUCCAGGCCGGCCAAUGCGGCAACCAGAUCGGCGCCAAGUUCUGGGAGGUGAUCUGCGGCGAGCACGGCAUCGACCCAACCGGCCAGUACACCGGCACCGGCACCGCGCCGGAGCAGCUCGAGCGCAUGGACGUCUACUUCAACGAGGCGGGGGGCGGCCGCUACGUGCCACGCGCCGUCCUCGUCGACCUCGAGCCGGGCACCAUGGACUCGCUCCGCUCCGGCCCCAUCGGCAACAUCUUCCGCCCGGACAACUUCGUCUUCGGACAGUCAGGCGCCGGCAACAACUGGGCAAAGGGGCACUACACCGAGGGCGCCGAGCUCAUCGACUCCGUCCUCGACGUCGUGCGCAAGGAGGCCGAGAACUCCGACUGCCUCCAAGGUUUCCAAGUAUGCCACUCUCUAGGCGGUGGCACUGGUUCAGGCAUGGGCACUCUGCUCAUCUCCAAGAUCCGGGAGGAGUACCCUGACCGGAUGAUGCUCACCUUUUCCGUGUUCCCGUCCCCCAAGGUGUCCGACACGGUGGUCGAGCCCUACAACGCGACUCUGUCCGUGCACCAGCUGGUGGAGAACGCCGACGAGUGCAUGGUCCUCGACAACGAGGCCCUCUACGACAUCUGCUUCCGCACCCUCAAACUCACCAACCCGUCCUUUGGUGACCUGAACCACUUGAUCUCGGCGACGAUGAGCGGUGUGACGUGCUGCCUGAGGUUCCCGGGGCAGCUCAACUCGGACCUCCGGAAGCUUGCGGUGAACCUGAUCCCGUUCCCGCGGCUGCACUUCUUCAUGGUCGGCUUCGCGCCGCUCACCUCCAGGGGCUCGCAGCAGUACCGUGCCCUGACGGUGCCGGAGCUGACGCAGCAGAUGUGGGACGCCAAGAACAUGAUGUGCGCGGCAGACCCGCGGCAUGGCCGGUACCUGACGGCGUCCGCCAUGUUCCGGGGCAAGAUGAGCACCAAGGAGGUGGACGAGCAGAUGAUGAACGUGCAGAACAAGAACUCGUCCUACUUCGUGGAGUGGAUCCCCAACAACGUCAAGUCCAGCGUCUGCGACAUCCCGCCCGUGGGGCUCUCCAUGGCCUCCACCUUCGUCGGCAACUCCACCUCCAUCCAGGAGAUGUUCCGCAGGGUCAGCGAGCAGUUCACCGCCAUGUUCCGGCGCAAGGCUUUCCUCCACUGGUACACCAGCGAGGGCAUGGACGAGAUGGAGUUCACCGAGGCCGAGAGCAACAUGAACGACCUCGUCGCCGAGUACCAGCAGUACCAGGACGCCACCGCCGAGGAGGAGUACGACGAGGAGGGGGAGCACACCGCCGACGAAGCGUGAUCCAAGAUAUGCGUCGGUUUAUGCAACCCCAUCAAGUCGCUUUAUAUAUACCUCUGCAUGUGUACUUGUGUUGAUGUUGUCGUGUCUGCCGGACUGCUGCCUGUACGCUUGUGUGUUGGUGCUCGUUUCUGUUGCCGUCCUCCUCAUCUUUCACUUUUUAUUGUUAUUUCAGGCUACUUGAACUUGUUUGCUUAAGCACUUGGCAGUAC